This is a messenger RNA of Amaranthus tricolor (Joseph's coat), 596 nucleotides long. Its product is annotated as oleosin Ara h 15.0101-like. The record is from RefSeq and is a predicted model, not a curated record. Gene Ontology annotation, biological process: lipid storage. NCBI's taxonomy places the organism in Eukaryota, Viridiplantae, Streptophyta, Magnoliopsida, Caryophyllales, Amaranthaceae. Bases 69 to 533 code for a protein of 154 amino acids. The transcript has a single exon. Gene Ontology annotation, cellular component: membrane; monolayer-surrounded lipid storage body.
AAUAUCAAAAACCCAACUCCAAAACACCCCAAAAAAUUAGGGUACAACCCUAAAUAAGUAAAUCCAAUAUGUCAUCAACCUAUGAGCAACAAAUGCAACACCAAUACCACCAACAACAACCAAUCACCCAAACCACUCGCCAAACCGUCAAGUUCCUAACCGCCUCCACCAUCGGCACCGCCCUAUUAAUACUCUCCGGCCUCAUUUUAACCGGCACCGUCAUAGCUCUCGUCAUCGCCACACCUAUUAUGGUCUUGUUUAGUCCCAUACUCGUUCCCGCGGUCAUCACCGUCUUCCUCAUCGCCACCGGUUUCAUAUUCUCGGGUGGGUGCGGGGUGGCAGCCGUCUCGGCGUUGACAUGGGUCUACAAGUACACUACCGGGGAGAACCCACCAGGAGCCGAUACAUUAGACCGUGCUCGCAUGCAAAUCAAGAACGCGGCGAGGGAUGUUAAGGAUAGAGCUAAGGAUAAUUUGCAAUAUAUUCAAGAUAAGGCUCAAGAGGGUAGUGAUGUUCAUCAAAGGGGUCAAUAAUAAAGUUCUAUUUAGAUAAUUGGAGUGUGUUUUGAUUUUGUUGUAAUAAGUUUGGUUAUCUUU